GGACCUGUGUUGACUUUCCGCGGGGGCGGGGAGAAGUGAGAUGCUCGCUCGCCACAUAACGAAGCGCACAUACAGAAGCGAGUAAGUUUGAGCUGCUACGGCCCCCGUAGUUUUCGCGUCGCGUCUUCCUUCUUCUGUGGAAUUCCAUGUCCGCCCCUGUCGGGCUUUUAUGGACGCUCUCCCGGCCGUGCUGGGCGCCGCUGCCCUGCUGUUGCUGCUCCUCGCUGCGCGGCUUCUCCUAGCGAGGCGGAACAGCAGCCCGCGGACAGCUCCCCUCAGCCUCCUGGUGGUGGCCGGCUCCGGAGGACACACAACAGAAAUCCUGAGGUUACUCAGCAGUUUGUCCCAGUCAUACUGUCCUCGACAUUACAUUUUUGCAGAUUCAGAUAAAAUGAGUGAAGAUAAAAUACGUACUUUUGAACAAAAAAGAGCUGAAACUUUCUCCAAUUCCCAGUUUACCCUUAAUCGUAUUCCCAGAUGUCGGGAGGUGUGCCAGUCUUGGAGCUCUUCAGUACUGACAACACUGUACUCCAUACUUUACUCCUUUCCUUUGACUUUCAGACUAAAGCCAGAUUUGAUAUUGUGCAACGGACCAGGAACAUGUGUUCCUGUCUGUAUAUCUGCCCUUCUUCUUGAGAUACUGGCGCUAAAGAAAGUUAUCAUUGUGUAUGUAGAGAGCAUCUGCCGAGUGGAAACUUUAUCCCUGUCUGGAAAAAUUCUUUACUACUUUUCGGAUUACUUCAUUGUUCAGUGGCCUGCUCUGAAGGAAAAAUAUCCCAAGUCUGUAUAUCUUGGUCGAAUAGUGUGACAACAAAAGGCAAACUUUAUUUAUAAUGAAUUCACAUUUCUUCAGGUAGCUCCUCUUUAUAGUUAAAGGAAUAUAUUUAUUUUUUCCACAGGUUCUUGAUUUGAGAUUUACUGGUUGUUGCAAACCAAAUGUAUAAGUCAAACAGCCAAGACUUGAAAGCAGACUGCAAUAAAGAGUUACAUUAAG
Molecule: messenger RNA, 994 nt
Organism: Emys orbicularis (European pond turtle)
Lineage: Eukaryota; Metazoa; Chordata; Testudines; Emydidae
Gene: ALG14
Product: ALG14 UDP-N-acetylglucosaminyltransferase subunit
Exons: 4
Coding region: 170-808 (212 amino acids)
Biological process (GO): dolichol-linked oligosaccharide biosynthetic process
Cellular component (GO): UDP-N-acetylglucosamine transferase complex
Molecular function (GO): N-acetylglucosaminyldiphosphodolichol N-acetylglucosaminyltransferase activity
Source: RefSeq, a predicted model, not a curated record